Molecule: messenger RNA, 1089 nt
Organism: Fibroporia radiculosa
Lineage: Eukaryota; Fungi; Basidiomycota; Agaricomycetes; Polyporales; Fibroporiaceae
Exons: 5
Coding region: 1-1089 (362 amino acids)
Molecular function (GO): protein heterodimerization activity
Source: RefSeq, a predicted model, not a curated record
AUGGCCCUGGGUUCUACUUCGAUAUCCGGGCUACACCCCAUUUUCCCCUAUGACGUUGACAACGAAGAUGAGGAAGAGGUUGAUCAACUGGACUCGGACCUCGAUGACGAGGACGAAGUGCCUUUCAACGACACGAAUCCUUCCACCAAGACACGUCCACGGAAGACUGGAGAACGCAUUCCAGGGCACACCCUCAUACCAACUUCGCGUGUCGAAAAUAUAUUACAUGCCGAUGGUGGUGGUGGACAUAUGUCCAAGGAGGCGUUAUUUAUGCUCUCUGUUGCCACCGAAGAGUUUGUGAAGCGACUAGCGGAGGCUGGCCAGCGUAUAGCCAAUUCUUCUCGACGUUCGGUGCUUCUCUCUCCAGCGUCUGUCACUCGAAACUAUCCGGAAUUCACAUUCCUUAAUGACAUGAUACCCCCUCCUAUGACUCUGGCGCAAGCAUUGGAGCUAAGAGCAACGAGAGCAAAAGAGCUUGCAGACGAUGAUCCGGCAAUAGCGCCUGCGGUGGUUCAAUCUACGCUUCUUGUUUCAUCCGCCUCUCAAGGUCUUUCACAACAUCCAAAAAUUAAAGCCAAUAGGAGUCGUCAGACGAACGGCCGGGAAAAAACGAACGGAUCAGCUAGCGCGAGUAGUUCUCGCCGCCAGCGAGACAGCAGAGGAAGAUGGAGUCAGAAUGACCAAACGAAUGGCGCAGGCGAUAGCGAUGGCGUCAGCACGAAUGCGGUCACUAGGCCGAGUAGUGCGCGAAUCAGAGGCCGGUCAGCCCGAGUAUCAGACACCCGGCAAGUCGCACCCUCAAAUGGCUAUCAGAAUGGGGUGUCGCCUACAUCGUGGGGCGCGAUGCUGCCGCCACCUAGCUCUCCAGCUGCACCCCGCAACACUCGACUUGAUGGCGCUACGCUCCAUUCGAUUUCAGGCGUACACUCCGAUGAUUCAUGGUCACCACCUCAAUACACUGAUCCCGCGAGCGCAUAUAUCGAAGAUCACCGAAUCGCGGUCAACAGUAUUAGGGGUAAUGGCAUGACGGACGCACCUGGACGGACUAUAUACUCGCAGCAGCGACCUCCACAGCCGAAUAAUAGGUGA